Molecule: messenger RNA, 690 nt
Organism: Chaetomium globosum CBS 148.51
Lineage: Eukaryota; Fungi; Ascomycota; Sordariomycetes; Sordariales; Chaetomiaceae
Exons: 1
Coding region: 1-690 (229 amino acids)
Molecular function (GO): acyltransferase activity, transferring groups other than amino-acyl groups
Source: RefSeq, a predicted model, not a curated record
AUGGCACCCCAACCCACCCUCCGCCCCGCCACCCCAGCCGACAUCACCCCCUGCGCCGCCAUCGCCUACGCCGCCUUCCGCCCCUCCGCUCUCAUCCGGCACAUGGCGCCCAUCUCAGACGAGGUCGAGCUCGGCUUCUGGACCGCCAUUGUCGGCGCCGUCUUCCAGGACGCCACUAACAACAACACCCAUCUGGUUAUUGCCGAGGACGCGGCCUCGGGCGAGGUAUUGGGGUUCGCGAAGUGGGUGUUUGUGGGGGAGGGGGACGCGCUGCCGGGGAUUGCGGGGAGUGCUGUUUCGGGGCUUGGGGGUGGUGGUGGUGAGGAGGUGGGGGGAGAAGGGGGGGGAGAUGUGUUGGGGGAGUUGGUGAGGGAUAAGGAGUUGGCGAAGGUGUAUUUUGGCGCGCAGGCGAAGCAGCAUGAGCGGUUUAUGGGUGGGCGGGCGCAUUGGUAUUUGGAGUUGAUCUCUACGAAGCCGGACAUCAAGGGGAUGGGGAUUGGGAGGAAGUUGGUGCAGUGGGGGGUGGAGAAGGUGGAUGGGGAUGGGGUCGAGGCAUACUUGGAGGCUUCGCCCCAGGGGAGAGGAUUGUUUGAGAGGUUUGGGUUUGAGGUUUUGGAGAAACUUGUUUAUUUGGACGGGGGUUACGUUGAGUGUUCGAUGGUGAGAGCUGCGAAUUCGAAGGGAGAAUGA